AUGGACUCGCCACAUCAACAUCCGAGGAGAGUUGAGGACCAAGAUGCAGCAAUCAUAUACGAAAGCGACUCCGAGGCUGGCGUGUAUCAACAGGCACGAUGGCAACACCGAACAGACACUAUAGAGCGGCAAGGAAACAGCAGACCAGAUCUUUUACUCUCCAGAAAGCUGAAGCCAUGGUACACGGCCCGCACAAUCUUGGGCAUCUUUUGUGCCGUGCUCUCGCUUGCACUAUUGGGACUGGGAAUCAAACUGGCCGUCAAGUAUGAGUCGGCACCGCUCAUUCACGUCACUGUGGCCUUUACAGUCUUUACGGCCGGGGCAUCCCUCCUAUGGAGCUUGUUUGAAUUCAUCGCCAUGUGCACCCGCGCCCAGAGAAGGGGCAUCUACCCCGGCGCCCACGUGGGCGUGCACAUGGGUCUCUGCCUCGUGUCUGUUGCGGUGGUGGGCUACGUCGGUAUCUGGGUGUCGCAUGGGCAGGACAGUCGGGUCGAGGCAAGCAGGAACAGGCUGGAAUACUCGCCCUUGUACCACAUGGGGGUGGUGAUAUUGAUUGUUUCAUCUGUGUUGCUACUUGUUCAUUUUGUUAUUUCCAUCCUGGCCUGCCAGGAACUGAGGCGGAAAGAUGACGGGGAUGUGCACAGAACUGUUGUCACGGUUCGAUAUGACGGAGUCGGCCCUACAGGAACGGCGCGACCAAUGGGUUACCGGACGACGCCGGAAACGAUUGGUCUGCCAGCCUACACGACUAGGGACCAUCGGGAUGAGGCAGCAAUGAUUCGAUCUCCACCUAUUGUGAUAGCCAGGGGUGAUUUGGGUGUGGAAAUCAUUGAAACUCCCACUACCACUCGGACAGUCUUGGGGGAGACAGAGAUGGACGGACCAGAGGAGAAAGCACUCAGGUCGUCAAAGCGGUAA
Messenger RNA from Podospora anserina S mat+, 918 nucleotides. RefSeq lists its product as uncharacterized. Lineage: Eukaryota; Fungi; Ascomycota; Sordariomycetes; Sordariales; Podosporaceae. The record is from RefSeq and is a predicted model, not a curated record. Bases 1 to 918 code for a protein of 305 amino acids. The transcript is spliced from 3 exons.